Mya arenaria is the source of this 9570-nucleotide messenger RNA. Its product is annotated as ubiquitin carboxyl-terminal hydrolase 38-like. Gene Ontology annotation, molecular function: cysteine-type deubiquitinase activity; cysteine-type endopeptidase activity. The record is from RefSeq and is a predicted model, not a curated record. NCBI's taxonomy places the organism in Eukaryota, Metazoa, Mollusca, Bivalvia, Myida, Myidae. The transcript has 8 exons. Gene Ontology annotation, cellular component: nucleus; cytosol. Gene Ontology annotation, biological process: protein deubiquitination. Bases 805 to 3732 code for a protein of 975 amino acids.
UUUCGGAAGAUUUAAGAUAGUUCAAAUGGAGUUUGAAUGUCAGUGGACUUGAAAAGGUGUUCCCUUUAAUUUAAUUGACUAUUGGGGCAUGGAAUAUCAUGCAUGAAUGGUGUGGGAACUGUCCAUAAAUGGUGGAAAAAGUCUGUGUUGACAAGUGUUGAAGUUAUCAUAGUUUCGUAUCUACCUACCAGUAUACUCUAUGAUGGCCAGACCAAGGAGUUUAAAUCGUGGAGUUUAAAUUGUAUGCGUUUAAAAUGUGCUUAAGUUUUAUUCAUAUAUCGGACAGUAUUCAUUAUUAAAUAUUUGUGUCGAAAACGUCAGUGAACUGAGUAAAUAUAAGUUUUCACAGAAUUAAGUAGUUUGGGUUUAAGUUUUAUCAUGAUUGAUAUAUGAUUGCAUAGAUCAUUGAUGUGGACUGUAAAUUGCUUUUCAUGUGAAUGUUAAAGCCAAUGAUUUGCAGUUGUUGAUUAACAGUGAUAAUAGUAUUUCAACAUGCUGACGACUGUCAUGAAAGUUCAUAGAAAUGACUUUUUUUUUACCUUCCCACCUAUUUCGAAACACGUCAAUGACUUCUGGGACCAAUAAUACAUUCCCAGAUGACUUGUAAACAAAACGAAAAACUGCACGUUGGGAUUUAGAUUAUCUUCAAGGAAUAUCAUUUGGAUGUUAGACAGUUUAUGUGAACUGCAAUAGUAUAUUAUUUUAUCAUGGACUGGACCUUGAUUUUUCAGAAAAAAGUGUUUUUCUUCAAUUAAAAAUAACAAACUGAAACAUUGAACCGUUGAAAAGUUUAUUGCUGGAAGUAUGAGUUGGCUAAGAUCAAAGUCGUACUCGUUGAAGGUGCGGAAGGGGAAGCCAGAUAAAAUGGAGACGAUUCUGAAGGGUAUCUUGGCAUCGGACCAUCCAGAUUCGGUCAAGCGUGACUUGCUGGUGAAAAUCGCUUCGCAGGGAGCUGGUCAGCAGUCAAUGGCCACUGUCCUGGGCGUGCUUGACCUCACUUCUCAUUGGGUGCUAGAGGGUGACUCAAAGCUAUAUCGAACAUAUGGCCUCGAUAUUUUCAGAGCCUGGGCAAAGGGUCAAGGUAGCAAGUUCGAUGAGUUCUUUAAUAAGGAGUUCUUGUUGACAUUGUUUUCUAAGAAAUUUUCACAUGACAAUAGAGGAAUGGUUCCAGUUUUGUUGAAAGAGAGUUUAAAAGCUCUUCAGACUUCUGCGAUGUUUAGAAAUCAUUGUACAGUUAUAGAAGCGAAAGCCACCGGGUAUGUUAGAGAAAAACUACAUGUAGACUGUUUGACAAAAUUUGCGGACCUUUUGUUAGAAUUCAAAGAGUGCAUACCAAAAGGAGAUCUCGCAUCUCCAUUCUGUACACAGCUGAUAAGGUCUCUAAGUUUAUGUGGUUCGCCUGACCAUGAAACAGAGAUUGUGAAUUACAUCAAAGGUGUGAACACUGUGGCGAAUCUGCUUGCGUACAUGUGGGACACUCCUGAUGCCCAAAGUUUACAAGACUCAUUAAAGGAGAUCUUCAAAAUCAUAUCGAUGCCAUGCGAUGUUGAGCCCUCGAUAUGCUUAGGUUCGUUGGUUCCAUACAUUCCUCCAUCCCUAAUACCAAAAGUGGUGCGGAACGUGAUUUCUGACUCGAACAUCGACAACAACAGCAUGGUGACGGCGUUGCAGCGAAUCAUCGACUGGUUGCUGUGGCCGACGACACGAUUUGUGGACACAUGGGUGAUUGAGUUCCUGAAAGCCCUCGCCUCUGUUCAGAAGUACAGUGUCCUCAUCACGGUCACCGAGAACAAAGUGGAUCAGAUAUUCCAGAAACUGCAGUUUGCCCCAGUCAGCGAGCCUGGCCUUAACAUUGUCACCUACAUGUUGCUGAGUUUUCAACAUUCUCCAGAUCCUUUCCACAAGAUUCUGCCAAUGGUUCCAAAGAUUGUGUCAGUGUGGCAGAAUGACAGUUCAGACCAGAGCAACCAGCUGCUCUCACGGCUGGCCGAGCUUCUACACAUCCUGAUGUACCUGCAUGCUGGAUUCCCUGAGCUUUAUGAUCCGGUGUAUGAGCUGAUUAAGGAUUUCCCAAAGCCAUCACCAGAUGUAAUCAAGUUCCGACUACUAGAGUCAAAAUGGACGGCCCAUCGCGACAGCUCCGCCCACCAGCCUCGAUCGUACCAGCCCAAGGCAGAGAUGGGCAAAACGGGACUUUUCAAUCUUGGCAACACAUGCUAUAUGAAUAGCAUCAUACAGGCCUUGUACAUGUGUGAUAGUUUCCGAGGGGCGCUGUUACAACACAUGCCAACACCAGAACAGAGCCUGGUUGUCAAACUACAGCACGUGUUUGCCUUCCUGUCCCUGUCACAGCGUCCAGCGUACGCGCCUGUCAACUUCCUUGCGACCUCUCGGCCACCAUGGUUUAUGCCUGGUUUCCAGCAAGACUGUUCAGAGUUUCUAAAAUACCUGCUGGAUCAACUCAAUGAGCAGGAAUCCAGCCACCUGAAGAAGAGCAUAGAUUCACCACCUUCCCCAGGUAAACAUAAACGGGACACAACUGGGUCGGAGAAGAAACAAAAGACUCUGAUACAAGGAAAUUUUGGUGGUAAAAUUUGUACGACCCUCAAGUGCUUGAAUUGUGGAACAGAGUCGGUAAAAGAGGAGUCGUUUAUUGAUUUGCCAUUGGCAUUUCCCGAGUACAACGUGACCCCAGGUCAACAGUCAAUGGCGGGGGGUAGUAGUAAGGGUUGUCAGUCCUCUCAGCCUUAUCCGAUUGUGACGGAAAACGUUGGCGCCUCAGAGGAUAGAAAUUGUCUCCAUUUAAAUGACCUCUUGAAACAUUACCUAAAAGCAGAGAAAUUGACUGGUGAUAAUAAAUAUUACUGUGAUAACUGCGGCGGUCUUCAGGAGGGAGAAAGAAAGAUUAAAAUCAUUGAAACACCCGAGUAUUUGAUUUUGACUUUACUGAGGUUUUCAUACGAUACAAGAUUACAGUCAAGGUCAAAAGUGUUCAGAGAAGUGAAAUAUCCGAAGACAUUGUUAGUUCCGGUAGAAAGUGAAAGCAACGGUCAAUCCUCAUCUUCAAAAUGGGGAGACCCUCUUCGGUCGGUGAUAGCUAGUCACUUAGACACUAGUGUGGUAAAUUCGGACAUCGACAAUGCGGACAUGUAUUCAUUGUGUUCUGUGGUCAUUCACUCCGGUACGUCGUCAGACUGUGGCCACUACUACUGCUACGCAAGACACUCGCAAGUGACUGGUUUAGAGCCAACUGGGGAAAACCAGAGUAACACAAAUGGCCCCAACGAAGAUCAAGUUGACUUUCUCCAAGACAAGUGGUAUUUGUUUAAUGACAGUCGUGUCUCAUAUGCAAGUUACAGCUCAUUCUGCAAUGUGAGUCAAAGAUUUACAAAGGACACAGCGUACGUUCUGAUCUACCGGAAAGUCAAUCCAGGGGCUGUGGGCUCGGUUGGAAUGCAAGGAUCCCCAACAAAGGGGCUGGACCAAUCCAUCGAGCCCAGUCGGGGCGAGACCCCACUUAGACAUGAUCUGAGGGCGGCAGUUGUGAAGGACAACAAACUGUACUUGCAGGAACAGGAAAGCUCGGCAGAACGCAAAGCUAGCAGAAAGCGCCCCAAUGACUUCCAGUGGUACAACUGGAAAGAUGACGAUGAUCGUGGUGGGACUGGGCCGUGUGGGGGUGGGGGCGGACUGGGGGACCUCGACACAUCGGGGAGUCGAUUUGUGUUCUAGAACUACAUAAUAUAUUGAAGGACGAGGGGGUUGGGAGAGUUAUUCUACGUGAAGAAUGCAGUGGUCAAAGUGAUAUAGGGCUCACAAUUUCAAUGUUAAUAAUUCAUGACAUAACAUUAUUAUAAGAUAUAUUAUCUUGAAGUUUUUUCAUGAUGACAACGUCAUUUAUGACUUAAAAAAAGCUACAAGUACAAUGGUACAGUAGACACAUAAUUCCUGAGUAAUUUGCUGAAGUUUCAAAACUAAGAGCAUUCUACAACUUUGACGGAGAGGAAUCCCUGUAAUAGGGCUAUGUUAUCAACGAGAAAAUAUCAUAUGAUCAAGAAUUUCAAUAGAAUAUUAAAGGGGCUAGACACCUGGCCCCAAUAUCACGAAAAUACUUACGACAAAUCUCAAUCUCAACUCAUUUUACUACAUUAAAGCAUAGCAUUAUUCAAAAUCGUGCAUGUUUUUUAUACUUUUUGAAAACAUAUUUUUUCAUAGAGUAAAUUGUACUCAAGUACAGUUUUGGCUGUAGAACAUAUUUCUCUUGGUAUCUAGACCAAAGGUUUUAAUCAAUAUGUUCAGUGAUUGAAUGUGGUUUAAAAAUGUGUAAAAAAACAUAUAUAUUUUUUCAAUUCAUUUUGAUGUCAUAUGGUAUAAUGAGUUGAGAUUGAGUUUAAGAUUUGACUUAAGUAUUUUCGUGAUAUUGGGGCCGGAUUGUCUCAAAUCGGCAAAUACAUUAUUUCCACAAGACAGGUCUAGAUUUAUCAAUUCAACCUAGUAAGUUGCUGAUAAAACAUCAUUUUACAUCAUUAGAAGAAUAUUUUGUCGCUGUCUCAACUGAGAUGACCUGUUUAAAAUUAGCACAUAAUGGUUUCCAAGUUUAAAGUGUGUACAAUUAGCAUGCUGAAGUCACGUUAUUAGAACAGAUACAUAUUCUGAUGCUAUUUUUAAAUUAACUGGGAUUUGGGUGGUAAACAACCCCAAUAAAUUUCGAAAUGGAAAAAUACGCAAAAACUGCGAAAGAUACAUGUGUCGUAAGCGAUGUGAUACAUCAGUGAGUAAGAUUCAAUGCGUUGUACAGUUUUUGACAAUUUUCUUUUUUUCUUGCAAUUGUAUCAUCUUGUGCCUAGUCCCUUUAAGUGGGUGUCACAAAUUGAAUUGAAAGUUUUCCUUUUAAAAUCAAAUUAAUUUUGCAUCAAAAUAGAUAUUAGCUUUUGCCAUUAAUUAAUAGCUAUUAAUUUAACAAAUUAGAAAAAUUAGAUUCGAAAAAAUGUGAUAUUGUUAGUUAACAAGGCCCCAAGAAGAUAAGGUUGUGUAAAAGUUUCGCUUAAGAUGUGUUUUUUUGACAUUGUAUACUGAGUCAAGCUGACAUUAUUUAUUUUUAGCCUCGAACACAACAAUUUUUAUGUUUAUAACUAUGUUUUGAAAUGUCUGUGAAAUAGUUAAUAAAUAUUAUUUAAUUAGUCUAGCAAUGAAAUUUACAGAAAUUCUUUAUAAAGGAUCGUCAGAAAAUACUAAUAGCGCCAGAUGAGAAGCCAGAAGGUUUUUUUUUCUAGUAUUUCUCAGAAGUUCAUUAAACUGUUGGUCGGCUUAAAGAUGCACUCUUACUCCCAAAUAAGUUUGACCACAAUUUAUAAUAUUGUUUUAAAAUUCAAAAAAGGAUGAAUAAAUGUCAAAAAUAAUGGUUCUUAUGAAGGAAACUGAGUUUAAUUUGAAAGAAAUGAGCAAAAAACACGGUAUUUUUACCUUAUGAGAUUUAAGGUGACCACACUAAAUCGUUUAGCAUUCACCAAUCAUUUAAUAUUUUAGCGAUUGCCGCUGUUCAAUUUACGGUUAUAAUCUUGUUAUCAUAAGUUAUUAUUUUCCAUAUAUGCAUUAUUUAGUAAGUAGUUAAAGGUUUAUAAGUCAAAAUUGAUAUUUGUUAUUCAUGGAUAUCUAUUGAUUUUGAAUAAGAGUGCCACUUUAAGGCGUCUCUUAACUUUAAGUAAUUUUCCUAAAAUGUUCAUACUCAAAAUUAAAGGGAAGAAUACAUGUGUUUUUAUCAUGGAUGUAUUUUAUCAUAGAAGUAUGUAUUUUUGAUACAAUUAUUGAAAAUGAGGUAUUUCAGAUAAUAUGAAGUCAUUAUAUCAUAUGAUAAUGGAGACACUUAACACAAUAAAAUAACUUAAGUUAGGAAAUUACUUAAGACUUAAUACUGGCACUGGGGGCCAUUUCAGUAAAGGAUGGUCUUCAGUCUGACAAUCACUAUUGAAACAAGACCCAGAUUUCUUUUUAAGAUCAGACUUUUGUGUUCAGGAGAAAAAGCAGCAGUCAGAAUAAGCUAAGUUAAAUGAUUUUUGAAGGUUAAUCUUCUUGUUCAUUUUCUAGACAUCUUUUAACAGGGUUUAUAAUACAUGGAAUUCCAUAUACAUACAAAUAAGGCAAAAAAUAAACAUCAUUAAAUGAUGUUUUUCUAUGCUCUUGUUUUGCACAAUUCAAUAUUUAUAAUAUUUAUAAGUAUAUAUUGUAUAUAAAUAAUGUAAUGUUUGGUAUGUAAUAAGAAAUGUCCUAUAGUCUGUCCAUCAGAGUAAAAAUAAUGUUAUUUGAAUAAACUAUAUGAUUUGAUGUUGUGUUUGGUGCAUAUUUUGUAAUUAAACGUUGUCAUUUGAUUUGCUCAGAUUUGUAUUUGUUUUUUGUUUAUUUCUGUAGUCUCUAAAAAUUGUUAUAUGAUGCAGAUGACCACAUAUAAUAAUUGUUACAUGAUGCAGAUUACCACAUAUAAUAAUUGUUACAUGAUGCAGAUGACCACAUAUAAUAAUUGUUACAUGAUGCAGAUUAUCACAUAUAAUAAUUGUUAUAUGAUGCAGAUUACCACAUAUAAUAAUUGUUACAUGAUGCAGAUUACCACAUAUAAUAAUUGUUACAUGAUGCAGAUUACCACAUAUAAUAAUUGUUACAUGAUGCAGAUUACCACAUAUAAUAAUUGUUACAUGAUGCAGAUUACCACAUAUAACAAUUGUUACAUGAUGCAGAUUACCACAUAUAAUAUUUAUAACAUGAUGCAGAUUUCCACAUAUAAUAUUUGUUACAUGCUGCAAAUUACCCCUAAAAAUAGUUACAUGAUGCAGAUAACCACAUAUAAUGAGUGUUACAUGAUGUAAAUUUCAACAUAUAUAAUAAUAGUUACAUGAUGAAGAUUACCACAUAUAAUAAUUGUUACAUGAUGCAGAUUACCACAUAUAAUAAUUGUUACAUGAUGUAAAUUUCAACAUAUAUAAUAAUGGUUACAUGAUGCAGAUUACCACAUAUACUAUUUGUUACUUGAUGCAAGUUACCUCAUAUAAUAUUUGUUACAUGAUGCAGAUUACCACAUAUAAUAUUUAUUACAUGAUUGGGAUUGUCACGUAUUGUUUAAUGAUGCAGAUGACUGACAUGAUUCGGAAUACCACAUAUUGUUAAAUGAUGCAGUUUUCAAACCACACAUAUGUUUGUCUCAAUGUUAGGGGAUGCUUGAUUGUGGCCAGUAGAUUUAGUUUAAUGUUCUUGAAGGGGGAGUAUGUUUGAGGGGGGUCUGCCUUCUGGUGGCGACCAAAAAACAAUUUGUGUUAAUGUACUGUAAAAGUUUUAACUCAUUCUAAAUGAAGAGUCAACAACAUGAGUAUGGUGUGAACAAUCGAGGUGGUGUGGACUACAAUGCUGCUGGGGUCUGGCUUGAAACUGUAAUGUUGGACAUAAUAAACAAGAAAAUAAAUUUUGUACGAGUUUCAUGAAACUUCGUACACAUGUUCACAUUGGCGAUCUACACAUGAUCAAGGUAUUGUCGUUACCAUGGUGUGAGUUGUUAAUUGCUGCCAGAGUCUGGCUUAUCGCUGUAAUGUUAGACAUAAUUAACCAAAACAAUGAAAUAUAUUACUAGUUACUGUAAUUGAAACUUGGUAUACAUGUUCAUAGUGAUGAGUCCAAAUGAGAUGCAUGUUGCAAAACUCCAGAUCAUUUUCUUGAGUAAUACCCUUUUCCGACUGACAUACGAGCGUUGCUAGAGGACAUUUUGGUGUCGCAUCUUUAGUGAAAAAUGUCCUAAAAGAGGAAGUGAUAUAAUGUCAUGAUUUUUUUCUAUACCAUUUAAGGCCAUUAUUUCUACAAAGAUGCGUUGAAAAGGCAUUUAUUUCACUCUGUGAUACAAUAAUAUUAUUUUUUUGUUAAAAGAAAUAUUGUUUGUUCUGAAUAUUGAUAUUUAUAUAAGAGCAUGAACUAUGCCAAGCAGAAAUGAGUUUUAUAGUGCAUGUUUGAAUUAUCACCAUUUGCCAUCAUAUCAAAUAUAAAUAAUAUUAUAAAUAUUAAACAAUAUGCAAAGAGAUACCCUUGACCUUAUAAACUCAUCACAUCAUUGGAACUCAAGUUCUAUUUUAAGUAACAAAAAACUAUGAGGUCAUAUAGUUUGCCUUUGUCACAUUUACUAUGAGAUCCAUUUCUGUGUGUCACUUUUUUAUUUAUAUAUAGAAAUUAUAUGAUAUACAUGUAUAAUGUUAUUCAGAUUCCAUAACAGAUUAUUAAGUAUGUGUAUAUUAAAGUCACCAGGACAAGGAAUUGUCUGCAAUUAAAAACAGGAUUAGACCUAUCCACUGAUGUUCUUUGAUGAUACAUUGAUUACUUUGAGGUUUAAGGGGAUUCAUUAAGUUCGUAAACUUUGGUUGUUUGAUCAUAAAAGUAAGUACCAGUAACUCAAUUCUAAGAAUAUUCACUGUACUUACAAGGACAUAAAUAAUUUUGUUUGCACACUUUCAGGGGACUCUAAACAACAGGAUUUUUUUUUAUUCCUGAAAUAAGGAUUGAAAGCUUUUAACUUCAGACAAUUGCACAAUUUUAAACAUUGCUUUUGCUCAGACAUUUGCAUUAAAGAUGCACUAUUACUCCCAGUCAUGAUGAACCACAAUUAAUACAAUUGUUUUAAUAUACCAAAACGGAUGAAUUAAUGUCGAAAAUAAUCUUUCGUAUGAAGGAUAAGAAGUUUAAUUUGAAAGAAAGGUGCAGAAAAUAUGGUAUUUCUAUCUUAUGAGACAAUAAUUGAUCACUGUUAAUCUUUAAGCACUCACCAAUCAUUUAAUUUUUUUUUUGCGUUUUCAGCUACUAAAUACACUGUUACAAUUUUGUUAUCAUUUAUUCAUAUUUGCCAUUAAUGGAUUAUUUAGUUAGUAGUUCAAGGUUUAUCACUCAAAACUUAUGUUUGUUAAACAUGUGUAUGUAUUGAUUUCAAAUAAGAGUGUCACUUUGAAAAUUGUGGGAAGUACCUUGAAACGAAUGUAAAUGACUUGAAAUAAUUUCAAAAAGGUUCGAAGCCACUUGACCCUGUUUUUGGCAUGAAUCCCUCAUUUUCAAAUAGAUUCCAGUCUCAAGAUUAUCUGCUGUUAGAACCCCUGUACUUUAUUUCACAAGUUUAUGUUGACUGUACAUGUAUCACCAUGACUGUACAUACUAGAAUGAUAAACAGAAAUCAUCAACCAGGAUUUUGUUCAACUUUGAAGUCUAAAAUUCAUCCAAUAAAAGUGUAUCUCUAGAAUUCAAUCAUACUGUGAUGAAACCCAAACAAGUAUAAAGUCAUUUUCAUAUGUCAGAUAUCAAAUAAGUGAGUGUGAUUUGUGAAAUAAAUUAGUUCAUGUACCUAAAGCUUUGAAGCUUGCUUACAAAUAUUUGAUUUUGUUAUUUAAGGCUAAGCAAAUAAUCCUUGUGAUAUAUUUUUUUAUGGAAAUAGAUUUUCUCUUGUUUAAUUUUUGUCUGUGUUAAUCCAGCUGAGUAUUGAAGCAACACUAUUAUUUUGUUACACGGAGGAUUGUUAUUUAUGCAUAAUAUUCAAGUGAAAAUAAAAGGAAAAUUUAU